ACUCGCGCUAAACUGACGCUAAGACGUUCCAAAUUCAAAUUUGCCGCGCGAAGUGACAGUUCGAUUUAUUCUUUUUUUUUUCUAAACCGGACCCCGUUAGGUUCGAGUGUUUUUUUAAAACAACAAUGGACAGUUGAUUUUUUUUAUUAUGUCCGUGGACUAGAGUUUUUUUUUAAAAAGAAGAUUUUGUUAAAGUUUCUAUUAGCAUUUUCAGUCGAUUUCGGUCUCUUGGCUGUGUUAAGUUGUUAACAAUAAAAGCUGUCAUGACGAAUACAAUGCAUUUCCUAUUUCUCUGCGCGUUCUUAAGCGCAGUCACGGCGUAUUGGCAUCCAGAUCUACCGCCUGGUCCCUACUGCGGUAUAGACAAUAAAUGCUGCAAAGACAGAGAGGAUGGCUGUUCACACAGAAUAAUCGAUACUCUGUGCUACUGCGACGAAUUCUGCGAUCGUUAUCACGAUGAUUGCUGUCCGGACUAUCAGAAAGUGUGUCGGCAUGAAAAUGAGAAACCUUUACCCUUUUUGAACCCUUGCAGUCACGGUGGCAAGUUUUACCUCGAAGGAGAGACCAGAAGAGUCGAUUGCAAUACUUGCAAAUGCGUCCGCGUGAGCGAAACAACCUUAAGCUGGUCCUGUGAGAAUGAUCCUUGCAUCAUGGACUCGGAUGUGAUAUUUGGAGUUAAUCGCGGUUCAAGUUGGAGAGCCUACAACUACACGCAAUUCUAUGGAAGGAAACUGAAGGACGGCCUCGUAUUUAAACUAGGUACUUUACCUCUGAGCCGCGAGACUCGACUCAUGGGCCCCAUUAGGCACGACAAAGACAUUAACUAUCCGACACACUUCGACGCCCGCGAACGCUGGCCAAAUUACAUUUCGCCAGUCGUGGACCAGGAGUGGUGUGGAUCUGAUUGGGCCAUAUCGAUUGCUACAGUUGCUUCAGACAGGUUUGCCAUCCAAUCCAACGGUGCAGAAAGUAUGGUGCUGAGCCCGCAGUCACUCGUGUCCUGUAAUCGCAAUCAGCAACGAGGCUGUCACGGGGGCCACAUCGAUGUCGCUUGGAACUUCGUACGAGGAAAAGGGAUCGUAGACGAAGAAUGCUUCCCCUACAAAGCAGCAGACACUAAAUGUCCGUUCAGAUCCAAGGGCAACCUUAUCGAGGCUGGUUGCAGAAUACCCGUCAAACAAAGAACAUCCAGGUACAAGGUCGCACCCCCCGGCAGGCUGAGCAACGAACGUGACAUCAUGUAUGAUAUCAUGGACUCUGGACCAGUACAAGCGGUCAUGACUGUCUAUCAAGAUUUCUUUCACUACCACGAUGGUGUUUACCGUCGCAGCCCGUACGGUAACCAGCACAUGAAGGGGCUACACAGCGUCCGUAUCGUCGGCUGGGGUGAGGAACGCGGAGAGAAAUACUGGAUUGUAGCCAACAGCUGGGGCUGUAACUGGGGUGAGAAUGGCUACUUCAGGAUCCUGAGAGGUGCAAAUGAAGCUGAUAUCGAAUCAUUCGUGGUGACCGUCCUGUGUGACGUCACUAGGGCCUACCAGAAGAAAUAACAUAGGAACUAUCUAAUAACACCCCUGUGCGUGGUCAGUAAACCGGUUAAAACCAGUCGGGGGUGGAUAUUACUGAAUAGUACGAGAAAUUUCGGAUGAAAGUAAUUUGAGUGCAUGAUUAAAACCUUUUUUAUGAUUUCAUGUUAAGUUAUUUUUCUUACAAUAACAGCAUAUUGUAGUUUUAUUAUCGGUUUCAUCUAUAGUAUUUUUUUAAAUGCGAAAGUAACUCUGUCUUUCAUUCAAACCAUUGAACCAAAUUUUAUGAAAUUUGGUAUGAAGUAAGCUUUAAACCCAAGGCCCUUGGCCUGCUCCUAUUUAUGGUGAUCACCUGGCCGAAUCCGCAGGCGACGACUAGUAAUUUAUAUAAUCUUGCUUGUUCAUUAAACAUUAAUAAUAGCAAAUCAUUACGAAUUUUAUAACUUUUCAGUUUUUACGAUCUGUGUGUACUUAACUAGACGAGCUAAAAUUAUUUUUAAUUUGAUUAACUAUGUCAACGAUAUUGUUUUUUUUACUUAAACGAUAAUAAAUCUACGAUAUGCGGUUUUGAUAAGACAUUUUCGAUCAUGCACUCAAAUAUUUUGUGGCUGUUCGAGUUACAGUGAUAGUGUGUUUGAGGAUUGAUUUGAAAGAUUACAGUGAUUUACGAUGAUGGUUAUACAUUAUGUGCAACACAAAACGUAAAGAAACUUAAUAUUCAGUGAACAGUACACGCUAUUUAAAAUUGAAAAUCGAAGCUUCGCGAAGUUCGACAAUACAAUAUUUUAAUAUUUCAAUAAACGGUUGCCACGUGUUAAAAAAAACGAAAAUUAUUCUAUUAAAAAAAAAAAUGUUUACAACAUGUAAGCUCAUUCAUUAUUUUUGUAUUUCGGACAAUAUCAUUCGCUUGCGUCACUUUUUAUUCCCACGUGGAUGACAUUUGUAAUCUCGUUCAUUGAAUUGAAUGAACGAAAAAGAUAAUCGAAAUCAAAACUAAUAUCGGUUUAAUUCUAUAUAAAAAUUUUUAGGAAAUUUGUAUUAACGAGUGUAGGGAAAAGUGCCUAAGACAUUCACUGUUCCUUACUCAAGGCUAUUUCACGGAUUGUAUAUUUGUUUUGUAUUACACAUAAUGUAUACACGGCUUCAGAUAUUUGACGAGUAUUUUUAUGUCAAUGUUAUUUGGACAAAUGUAUAUUUCGAAUAAGCGGAAAUAAAUUCUAGACUAUUUUUUUACGAAAUAUAACGAUGUAGACAUAUAUUUUUAUUAUUAAAUAUUUAAAAUUUACAUGUUAAACGUCAUUAUAUGGUAAAUUUAUCAAAUAAUUAACAUCGCACUAGUGAUAUGAAUAAGAUUAGACACUCUUGAUCCUUUGAAUUAAUAUACGAGUUAUUUUUCUAGUACUUAUUAUACGUAUUAAUCGUAAAAAUAGUGAGUAAAUUUUUUUGCUGUAAGCAAUUAAGAAAUUAUUUAUUAGGGUUUUCUAUUUUAAAUAAAGGCUUGUUUAAGUUCAGUAUUUAUGCACAACAUGUAGAAACGUAACUGCCAUUUUUAAUAUAAGUAAUUUAUGCCUGUUCCACACAUGUGCUUUAUUACGACGCAACGGCAAAUUAAAUUUAUGACAUUUCGUAGAAGAUUUUAAUGUUCUAGAACAUCGAUUAUUUAGCUUUGCAUGGCGAUUAUCUAUGCCUGCCCUUAUUUUACCAUAAAAAUGUGAUACGUGAUAAUUAAUAUCUUAUUUUAAUAUACUGCUUGUUUUUUGAAAACUUGAUUUUCAUUUGGAAAAAUAAUUUAUUUUCUAAAAGCGCCAAAAAUAAAGCACGCAAUACCGAGCACUGUCAACCACUAGUCUUAUCAAUAAAAAAAAAAGUAUUUUUAAAUAAAUUUAUUCUUCUUAUAAAGUCUACAUAAAUAGACAAUAGCUUAUAUAUUUUUAGAUAUACAAUUUUAAAUGUAAUUUAAGGAAUGCACAGUUUAAAAAUAGCUUAGCGUCUAUGGACAUUGAGAAUAGAUAAUUUCAUGCCUAACUUAAAAAAAAAAACUUGUCGCAUGCUGCAAAAAGCUGGUAGUAAGUAAUUACUGAGAUUACAUACCACUUAAAAAAAAUAUUAGACAAUGAAAAAAUAUUAACAACAU
Vanessa atalanta (red admiral) is the source of this 3660-nucleotide messenger RNA. RefSeq names its product tubulointerstitial nephritis antigen (gene Swim). The record is from RefSeq and is a predicted model, not a curated record. Bases 264 to 1550 code for a protein of 428 amino acids. The transcript is spliced from 9 exons. Gene Ontology annotation, biological process: proteolysis. Gene Ontology annotation, molecular function: cysteine-type peptidase activity. Gene Ontology annotation, cellular component: lysosome. NCBI's taxonomy places the organism in Eukaryota, Metazoa, Arthropoda, Insecta, Lepidoptera, Nymphalidae.